AUGUCUGAAGAUUCCGCCGCUAAAGCUGCUACUGAAGCAGUCGCCAAUUUACAUUUAGAUGAAGAAACCGGUGAAAUGGUUUCUAAGUCUGAAUUGAAGAAGAGAAUUAAGCAAAGAGCUGUUGCUGCCAAGAAGGCUGCUAAACAAGCUUCUGCUCCCCCUAAACCAGAAGCUAAGAAGAAGAAGGACGAUGGUUUAGCCGAUUUAUCGCCUUCUCAAUAUUUUGAAGCAAGAUCUAGGAAUAUUUUGGAAUUGAGAAAAUCGCAAGAACCAAACCCAUACCCACACAAGUUCAAUGUGUCUAUCACUUUACCAAAAUUCUUGGAAAAAUAUGCUUAUUUGAAGAGAGGUGAAACUUUGCCAGAAGAAAAAGUUUCCAUCGCUGGCCGUAUCCACGCUAAGAGAGAAUCUGGUUCUAAAUUGAAGUUUUAUGUCAUUCACAGUGAUGGUGUCGAAGUUCAAGUCAUGUCUCAAGUUCAAGACUACGGUAUUCAAGAAAACUAUGAAAAAGACCAUGAUUUAUUAAAGAGAGGGGAUAUUGUAGGUUUCGAAGGUUACGUCGGUAGAACACAACCUAAGAAAGGUGGUGAAGGUGAAAUUUCUGUCUUCGUCGAAAGAAUUGAAUUGCUAACUCCAUGUUUACAUAUGUUGCCAGCUGAUCACUUCGGUUUCAAAGAUCAAGAAACCAGAUACAGAAAACGUUACUUAGAUUUGAUCAUGAACAAAGAUGCCAGAGGUCGUUUCAUCACCAGAUCUAAGAUCAUUAGUUACAUCAGAAAGUUCUUGGACAGCAGAGAAUUUAUCGAAGUCGAAACUCCAAUGAUGAACGUCAUUGCGGGUGGUGCCACUGCUAAGCCAUUCGUCACUCACCACAACGAUUUAGAUAUGGACAUGUACAUGAGAGUUGCCCCAGAACUAUUCUUAAAAGAAUUAGUUGUUGGUGGUAUGGACCGUGUUUACGAAAUUGGUAGACAAUUCAGAAACGAAGGUAUUGAUAUGACACAUAACCCAGAGUUUACCACUUGUGAAUUUUAUCAAGCUUAUGCUGAUGUUUACGACUUAAUGGAUAUGACUGAAUUAUUAUUCUCAGAAAUGGUUAAAGAAAUCACCGGCGACUACGUCAUUAAGUACCACCCAGAUCCAAACAAUCCAGAAAAGGAAUUAGAGUUAAACUUUGCUAGACCAUGGAAGAGAAUUAACAUGAUCGAGGAGUUAGAAAAGGUCUUCGAUGUCAAAUUCCCACCAGGCGAUCGAUUACACACUGCAGAAACUGGUGCUUUCUUGAAACAAAUUCUAAUUAAAAACAAAUUAGACUGUCCACCACCAUUAACUAAUGCUCGUAUGUUAGACAAAUUAGUUGGUGAAUUAGAAGAUAUGUGUAUUAACCCAACCUUUAUAUUUGGUCACCCACAAAUGAUGUCUCCAUUAGCUAAAUACUCUAGAGACCAACCAGGUUUAUGUGAACGUUUCGAAGUAUUCGUCGCUACUAAAGAAAUCUGUAACGCAUACACUGAAUUAAAUGAUCCAUUCGACCAAAGAGAGCGUUUCGAAGAACAAGCUAGACAAAAGGACCAAGGUGAUGACGAAGCUCAAUUAAUUGAUGAAACUUUCUGUAACGCUUUGGAAUACGGUUUACCACCAACUGGUGGUUGGGGUUGUGGUAUCGAUAGAUUAGCCAUGUUCUUGACUGAUUCCAAUACUAUCAGAGAAGUUUUAUUAUUCCCAACCUUAAAACCAGAUGCUCAAAGAGAUGAAACUGAGAAGAAAGUAGAUGCCAAUUAG
Tetrapisispora phaffii CBS 4417 is the source of this 1782-nucleotide messenger RNA. It is a transcript of the gene KRS1, whose product is annotated as lysine--tRNA ligase KRS1. The record is from RefSeq and is a predicted model, not a curated record. The coding region runs from base 1 to 1782 and encodes 593 amino acids. The transcript has a single exon. Gene Ontology annotation, biological process: lysyl-tRNA aminoacylation. Gene Ontology annotation, molecular function: lysine-tRNA ligase activity; ATP binding; tRNA binding. Gene Ontology annotation, cellular component: cytosol; cytoplasm. Lineage: Eukaryota; Fungi; Ascomycota; Saccharomycetes; Saccharomycetales; Saccharomycetaceae.